AUGCAUUCAAUAAACAGCAUCUUCGAACAUAAUCUCAAUCUAUUGGGCAAAUUGUUUUUCCGCAAGAAUAAACGUUCUCCUGAGAUACACGUGACGUUAACAGAAGACCUUUACAACUCAACAGCACCUACCUUUGAAUUUCUUCCUCAAACAGAAUUCUUCAAGUCCACAACUCCUGCAACAAAGUCGCACGACGAAUUAGACCAUCCAGUCUCAACUGAACCGUCCACCGACAUCACCUCGUUUGAUCCAUUCACUCAGGACACCCUAACUGACAACCCAGUUACCAAAUCCUGCAAGCGUAAACACAGCCUAACCACUGCGGAUAGCUUACCAUCGAAAGUUAUCAAAGUAAGUAACCCAAAAAAGGACAAAAUUCCUGAAAAGGACAUCUUGAAAAAGAGAAUCACAACCACAACAACCACCCCCAGCUCGGUUAAGAAAUCAGCAAGUGGUACGUCACUGUUGCCCAAACCAACUGCACGUAACACAGCCACCGACAAGCUGCAACGCACGGUCGAGGAAGCAAACAACAAUGCAGAUCAACCAAUGCAGGAAGAUCAGCAUAGCACUCCUUCAGUCAACGAUGAUCCAGCACCAUCUGCGACAGCACUCGACAAUACUGGUGCACCUUUGGUCAGCCAGAUAUCUUUCUCCCCUUCUGCCAACACGCCAGAGUGGGUGUUUCAUUUCCAGAGGGAAUUCAGAGCUCAUGAGCAACGCAUCGCAUCCUUGGAAUACGCUAUGGCAGAGACUGUCAGACUCAAGUCUGAAUUGGACGCCACGAAAACUGAACUAGCAGCAGCAAAUGCUCAAGUCGCCUCCCUUCAGAAGCAAAUUUUGGCAUUCGAGGAGUUUCCUACUUUGCCAAGAACGUCCCAGCCAGCCUCUCCUAAACAAAAGAACGCUGCACCACAACCCGUUAAACAUAAGCAGAGAUCUAUCAAGACGAUUUUGAGCAUGUUUGAACCACCUCGCGAGACUGAUCCUUCCACUUUGGACGGUCCUCAGUACCGUUACAUCCACGUACCAUGCUGGUAUCGUCGUAAACUUGCCUCCUAUCGGAACGAGCUUCAACGCCUCGAAUUUGACAGUGGCCGUAUUUUGGACAUCCACUACCCUGCCAAGGGCAUCGUUGCAAUGCUGAUCGACAAGGAAUACUCAAAAGACUUCCUUGAGACCUUGGCCUCACAUAAUAGGCUGGAACCCAUCACGGACUUUGGUCGAUUUGCUGCCGCAAAUUCGAAUGAUCCUGCAUUUACCUCUCUCAACGACGCUGCUCGUGUUGCUAAAGCUAAAGAACUUCAGCAAAUUCGCCUUGCUCACGGCAUCCAGAAUAUGCGUCAUUACCUGCGUUCUGCUAUUGCUCGAGACGUUGCACAACAAGGCUUCUUGUCUCGUGAACAAGUGGAAGUCAUCCUUCGCGGUGGCUCAAUCUCUACUUCUUCGAUUUUGGGAGACAUUGACAUGGACUCUCAAACAUGCAUUUCUUCCGUUACCUCCUCUCUAGCCCUUCACACUGGUGCUGGUGAACUAGCCAUCUAUGAUGACCUCCCCAUUCCGCUCCUUUAG
Messenger RNA from Mucor velutinosus, 1572 nucleotides. RefSeq lists its product as uncharacterized. NCBI's taxonomy places the organism in Eukaryota, Fungi, Mucoromycota, Mucoromycetes, Mucorales, Mucoraceae. The transcript is spliced from 4 exons. The record is from RefSeq and is a predicted model, not a curated record. Bases 1 to 1572 code for a protein of 523 amino acids.